Fraxinus pennsylvanica is the source of this 1605-nucleotide messenger RNA. The record is from the annotation of a GenBank genome assembly. Lineage: Eukaryota; Viridiplantae; Streptophyta; Magnoliopsida; Lamiales; Oleaceae.
AUGAGGCGCCGAGGCUCAGAUUUUCGGCGACCAGUGAGGCGGCGAGUUUCGAAUGUAUUUUGGUUAUCGCUUUGUGGGUUUACUAUUUUGCUCUUCAUUGUUUUGUUAAGCCGAGAGCAACAACAACCCACAUCGAGAUCGGCUCUUGUUAAGAGAUCUUAUAGACGUGACAGAGUCUUAGAAGGCCUUAAUAUCACUGAAGAAAUGUUAAGUCCUAACUCUGUUACUAGGCAACUUAAUGAUCAAAUUUCUCUAGCAAAGGCAUUUCUUGCCAUUGCAAAAGAAAGCAACAACCUCCAAUUCGCAUGGGAGCUUAGUGCCCAAAUCCGUAACUCACAAAUCCUUCUCUCCAAUGCUGCUUUAAGAAGAAAUCCUUUGACUAUUAGUGAAUCAGAAAGUGCAAUUCGUGAUAUGGCACUUUUACUCUUCCAAGCCCAGCAACUUCACUAUGACAGUGCAACCAUGAUCAUGAGACUGAAGGCGAAGAUCCAGGGUCUCGAAGAACAGAUGAAUUCCGUUAAUGAGAAAAGUUCAAAGUAUGGACAAAUAGCUGCUGAAGAAAUCCCGAAGAGUUUGUAUUGUCUUGGGAUUCGGUUAUCAACUGAAUGGUACAAGAACUCAAAUUUACAAAGAAAACUCAAAGAGAAAGGGGAAACAGCUAUAAAACUCAAAGAUAACAAUCUCUGUCACUUUUGUGUCUUUUCUGACAACAUUCUUGCAACUUCAGUUGUGGUAAAUUCAACAGCUUUGAGUUCCCAAAAUCCUGAUAAGGUAGUUUUCCACCUCGUGACCGACGAGGUGAAUUAUGCUGCAAUGAAGGCCUGGUUCACCAUGAACAGUUUUAAGGGAGUGACUGUUGAUGUUCAAAAGAUUGAAGAUUUUACCUGGUUGAAUGCUUCUUAUGUACCUGUUCUUAAACAGCUUCAAGACUCCGACACCCAGAAUUACUAUUUUUCUGGUAGCACUGGUGACAGCCGGACGCCAAUUAAAUUCAGGAAUCCUAAAUAUCUAUCCAUGCUUAACCACCUAAGGUUCUAUAUUCCAGAAGUAUUUCCUGAAUUGAAGAAGGUGGUAUUUCUUGAUGAUGAUGUUAUAGUUCAGAAAGAUCUGUCGGGCCUAUUCUCUAUAGAUCUAAAUGGAAACGUAAAUGGUGCUGUUGAGACAUGCAUGGAGACGUUUCACAGAUAUCACAAGUACUUGAAUUACUCGCACCCUCUUAUUCGUGAACAUUUCGAUCCUGAUGCAUGUGGGUGGGCAUUUGGAAUGAACGUUUUUGAUUUGGUCGAGUGGAGGAAAAGGAAUGUUACAGGCAUCUACCACUACUGGCAGGAAAAGAAUGUAGACCGGACAUUGUGGAAACUUGGCACCCUCCCACCGGGAUUACUGACUUUCUACGGAUUGACAGAACCAUUGAAUCCCACAUGGCACGUGUUAGGCUUAGGGUACACAAAUGUUGAUCCUCAGGUGAUAGAGAAGGGGGCCGUACUACAUUUUAAUGGAAAUUCGAAACCAUGGCUGAAGAUCGGGAUGGAAAAGUACAAGCACCUUUGGGAUAAAUAUGUCGAUUAUAAUCAUCCUCUACUUCAACAAUGCAAUGUUCAUUAA